AUGGAACCAAAGAGGGAGAGAAGCUCCAUAAAAAUCUCGCUCAACCUGAGCGCGAACAAGAGGGAUGACAAAAGUGUCAGCGAAUGCAACACUGGGGGGGAUGGGGAUUCCCGGAUCAAGUCAAAGUCGAAGGAGGUUUCACAGGCCUUAGGCCUCAUCGAGGACAUCCGGAGCGGCACGUUCAACUACAAAGACCUGCAGGAAAUCUACUUCAUGAACGACGUGGACUUGGAAAAAAUGAUCAUCGACGCGAAGGGCGCGGAGGAGGGGAACCCCGAGAGGGAGGCCCAGGACGCGGGGCACAGCCCCUACGGGGGGGAGACCAUGUACGGUGGGGAGACCUUGUACCGUGGAGAGGACGCCCAUGGUGAGAGCGCCAUCCGUUCGAAGGAGUUCACCCAAGGGAAGCUGCUCCAGAGCGGGGGAGCGAACCUACAUAGCCCCAUGCACAGCAACGAGAGGAGCCUCACAAAUGAAAAUGAAGAAGACAACGGAGCGAGUGGAAGAAAUGUAUAUGUGCUGAAUAACCAAGUGGGGAAAGUGUGCAUCAUCAGAUUCCCCCCGGAGGUCUCCAAAGAAAUAAAAAAAAAUCUUUUAAAAAAAAAUCUCCAUUUGGAAAUCGAACCAACCAGCUUGUUAAACUCGCGACUGUUCAUUAUACAUUUCAGAAAUAUAAAUAAAAAGUUUUGGGGAAUCCUUCUCGAACUGUCAACCCAUAUAGAGGUACAUAAAACGUUGGACCGAAACAACCUCUACAAGACGAACGACGUUUCGCAGAUGAUUUAUGUGUAUGACCCAAGUGAGAAAAAAAAAAAAAAAAAAAAAAAAUGCAAAAAAAUGAUAAAAAAUUUUAUAAAAAAUAAUUUUCAAUUAAACUGUGGUAUCAGCGAUAGGGUACAAAAUUUCCACUUUGAAAAUUAUGCAAAGCUUUUUAAAUACCAUGACAUUUAUUUUGCGGAGAAGUUCCUUCAUGACUACUUGAAUGCAAAGUAUUAUGACUACUACGACAUGUAUGUGAAGACGUACACGGAGAUGCACACGCACCUCCGCAUCGGUCGAGAGAGCCACAAAAAACAGAACGAAAUUGUUGAUGAACGGACCGACAUUUCGGAGAUCAUCAAUUCUUUGGACAACACCUACAGCAUCAUGAGGGAGCUGGAGAAGGAGACCGGCGGCGACAUUUCGCUCGAGACCCUCCUGAACUAUGAAAUCACCAACGAGAACUACGAGUCGGACGUCUCCGACCUGUUGAUGGGCGGCAGCCACUACUUGAGGAAGCGGGCCUAGGGGAUUAGCGGUGGUGGGAGCGUAGGCAGCAACAGUGGUAGAAACCGCGGUAGCGGUAGUCAGUGUGUUUUCUUCCCCCACGGCCGCUAUGCCUCCACACGUAGAGCCUAUACAUGUUUAUAAAAUUAAUUUGAUAUCUUUUUUUUUUUGUUACAAACCAAAGUGGAGUUAUUUCUUC
This is a messenger RNA of Plasmodium vivax (malaria parasite P. vivax), 1465 nucleotides long. RefSeq lists its product as hypothetical. The transcript has 2 exons. Gene Ontology annotation, molecular function: RNA polymerase II general transcription initiation factor activity. Gene Ontology annotation, biological process: RNA polymerase II preinitiation complex assembly; transcription initiation at RNA polymerase II promoter. NCBI's taxonomy places the organism in Eukaryota, Apicomplexa, Aconoidasida, Haemosporida, Plasmodiidae. The record is from RefSeq and is a predicted model, not a curated record. Gene Ontology annotation, cellular component: transcription factor TFIID complex. The coding region runs from base 1 to 1287 and encodes 428 amino acids.